This is a messenger RNA of Brassica rapa (field mustard), 577 nucleotides long. RefSeq lists its product as uncharacterized. The record is from RefSeq and is a predicted model, not a curated record. NCBI's taxonomy places the organism in Eukaryota, Viridiplantae, Streptophyta, Magnoliopsida, Brassicales, Brassicaceae.
UAAAUCUCUCAGCUCCUUAAAUUUCUCCUUUCUUUGGCUUUCUCUUUCGUUUCCCAGAAUCUCCACGAACCCUUAAAGAUUGUUCAACGUUUCUUCUUUGACUCCUUGAGAUCAAAUCCAUUUUCCUUUUCCUUCUUGAUAAUAAUGUGUCCGUUGAGAUUCCUAUUGGUGUUCUUCUCUGCGGUUCUCGCCGGAUAUUUCGCGUGGAAGACGGUGAGCUCUUCGCCUGAAAUCAUCUCAGACGACGACGACGGCUCACCGGUCGAAUUGAAUGAGAAACAAGGACUCUGUUUCAAAAAGAAGAUGGAGAAAGGGUUCUGGGUGUUCGUCGACAUGGCCAGCGGCAAAUACCUUUGGAGGAAUCUCAAGCUGAUGAGCGAGAAAGCGAUUUAGUUCAAAAUGUCUUCCUUGUGCAGAAAGUUAAAGAAGAAGGUUCAUAUUAUAUGUUUAGAUGAGUUCAUAAAGUAACCCUCUGUUUUGUUCUAAUACUCACCCUGAAUUUUUUUGUAAUUUUGAUACUUGUGUUUGUAAAUCUGGCAACAAAAUUAAUCAAAAGUUUGUACUAACUUUCAACCAA